This is a messenger RNA of Marchantia polymorpha subsp. ruderalis, 2232 nucleotides long. NCBI's taxonomy places the organism in Eukaryota, Viridiplantae, Streptophyta, Marchantiopsida, Marchantiales, Marchantiaceae. The record is from the annotation of a GenBank genome assembly.
UCUCUCUCUCUCGCUCGCUCUCGUGGAACUCUCCUCGUGCGCUCCCUCGCGCUCUCGACUUUUCGCUCGAAACUUCGGCUCUUCCUUGCGCGAGUUCAAAUUUGAGGCGAACAAAUUGCGGGGUUUGAGACAUUUGGAGCUCAUGAUCAGCAUUGCUCGAAGCUUCUGCAGCAGUUGGUGGCAAGAAAGAGUUAUGAAUUUGGUUGCAGUCGGCGGGUCUGAAGGCUGAGUUUCGAUCUAGCGUUUGUGUUCUGUUGGUGUGAGUGUUGGGGAACGUCGGGCGGAGGCAGGCAGAGAGAGGGAGAGGGCAGGGUGAGGGCGAUGGCGAUGGCGUCGCUUUCUGUGUGCAGUCGAGCGGCUUCUGUUUACCCGUGGCCUUCUCUUUCGCAGCCGAAGCCCUCUGUCUCGGCGACCGUGACCUGUUGCGCUUGCGUCCCGUCCCCAUGUGCGACAAGUAUCGCAGACAGACACGUGGAGAAGGGAGUCACUUCAGCUCCUGCAUCGAGUUCCGGCUCCGGUUCAUUGUCGAGGAUGCUGGGGAAUGAUUGUAGAUCUGGAUUCAACAAUGUAUUAAGACGUGCUACCGAAAGACGCAGAAGGAAUUCUUGCAAUGCGGGAAGGAACAGGUCACAGCUAGGAAUUCGUGCCUCGAAUGCACAAGUAGAUGAUCCAACCGAAGCGGGUGGUGGUCAGCUAGAAACUUGGAAUAUCGAGCAGAGAAUAUUGGCAUUCGGAAAUGACGCACGGAAGAAUUUUUCAGUCCAUGUUCUUGGAGCAAUGGCUGUAGGUUUGCUGGUGUUCGGGAUUCCCUCUGCACAAGCCGUCGAUGCCUUGAAGACUUGCACCUGCUUGCUUAAAGAAUGCAGAAUCGAGCUUGCGCGAUGUAUCGCGGAUCCUGGUUGCGCAGCCAAUGUUGCCUGCUUACAGACUUGCAACAACCGCCCCGAUGAAACAGAAUGUCAGAUCGCUUGUGGAGAUUUGUUUGAAAACAAAGUUGUUGAUCAGUUCAAUGAUUGUGCCGUCUCGAGGAAAGGAUGUGUGCCACAAAAAUCUGAUGAAGGAACAUAUCCCAUUCCUCCCCCAUCAGCGUUAGUUCAAGAUUUCAAGACAAAGGACUUUAAGGGCAAGUGGUUCAUAAGCAGUGGUCUGAAUAGGACAUUUGACACAUUUGAUUGUCAGCUCCACGAGUUCUCUGCAACACGAAACACAGUCACCGGAAAACUUACGUGGAGGAUCUCGACUCCGGAUGGAGGCUUUUUCACGCGAUCUGCAGUCCAAAAUUUUGUACAAGAUGAGUCACAACCUGGAAUCCUCUUGAACCACGGCAACGAGUUUCUGCACUAUCAAGAUGACUGGUACAUUCUAGAUUCCCAGAUAGAGAACAAGCCAGAUGACUUCGUGUUUGUGUACUACCGAGGUAAGAAUGAUGCAUGGGAUGGCUAUGGAGGUUCGGUGAUUUACACCCGCAGCAGGACUCUUCCUAAUAGUAUCAUUCCCAGAUUGACCGCAGCUGCCAAGUCAGUAGGCCUGGAUUUCAACAAAUUUACCACCACGGAUAACACCUGCGGACCAGAGCCUCCACUUUUUGCAAGAUUGGAGAAGACGAUUGAGAAGGGUGAAGAAGCUAUAUUGAGAGAGGUGCAAGUACUUGAACAGACAGUAGAGAAUGCCGGGAAGCAAGAGCUUAUGCUGCUGGGUAAAGGUGCACAGGAGCUCAAAAGGGAAGAGGAGAAGCUUCUGGCUGGUUUAGGAAAGGAGGAGAAGGCCUUGCUUGAUGAGCUGCAAAUGGGGGCUUCGGAUAUUGAAAAGCUCUUCGGCAAAGCCAUUCCGAUUAGGAAACUUCGAUGAUGAAGAAAGAAUUCGAUAUAGGACAUUACGAAUCAUAUCGUUUUGAGAUAUCAGCUUUUGGGUUAAUGUAGUUGUGGCAACUUGAAAUAUCCAUGCUUUGCAAUCAACAGCAAUUAGCAUUUACAGCUGAGUGCCAUACCCAUGGACCAAUCAGGCCACCUCAUAGAACCCGUUCAGAAGAUUAUUCGGUAAACUCCGGAUGUCGUCAAUCUUUAGUGCGACGCUCUUGUCAACAUCGAACAGAUGUGACAGUAUUGAGAUUGUACAUUAGUUUGAGGUGAAUUGUAGACGAGAUUACUCUAGAAAGUCUCCGACUCAUCCUCUGCCCGUUACAUGUAACGCAACAUUCAUCAAGGAACGUCUGCUUCUGCUCUCCUGAAACGA